GUAAAGGUUUAAAAUUUGGGAAAAUGUUCACGGUAAUUUCCAGUCACCGAAUUUUAUUGAGCACGAUAGGACCAAGGGUUUUCCAAGUCCUGCCCUUGCUGAACAAAAGGACUGGCAUUUGUGACUCAACUAAGUGGCACCUUCGAUGUUUGAAUGUAAAAGUUGGAGACCGUGCCGAGUUCACUAAGGCUUUUACCCAGAAGGACGUGGUUAUGUUUUCUGAAUUAACUGGGGACAUCAACCCCUUGCACUUAAAUGAAGACUUUGCAAAGCAGACAAAAUUUGAAAGGACCAUUGUUCAUGGAGUUUUGAUCAAUGGACUUAUUUCUGCCCUUCUGGGGACCAAGAUGCCUGGUCCAGGCUGUGUGUUUAUUUCUCAGGAGAUUAACUUCCCAGCCCCUUUGUAUGUUGGAGAAAUGGUAUUAGCGGCUGCUGAAGUGAAAAAGCUGAAGAUGUGCAUUGCUUUUAUUGAAGUAUCAUGUUGUGUCAUAGAAAAAAGAAAAACUGUGAUGGAAGGCAUGGUUAAAGUGAGGAUCCCAGAUGUCCCUGGUUCUUGAACCAUAUGUCAAAGCUACAGAAUCGGAAAUGUAGUAAUGUGAAAAUUAAAGUACAACUUGAGAAAAUGA
Molecule: messenger RNA, 626 nt
Organism: Sarcophilus harrisii (Tasmanian devil)
Lineage: Eukaryota; Metazoa; Chordata; Mammalia; Dasyuromorphia; Dasyuridae
Gene: HTD2
Product: hydroxyacyl-thioester dehydratase type 2
Exons: 1
Coding region: 24-557 (177 amino acids)
Source: RefSeq, a predicted model, not a curated record